This is a messenger RNA of Giardia duodenalis, 831 nucleotides long. RefSeq names its product Papain family peptidase. NCBI's taxonomy places the organism in Eukaryota, Fornicata, Diplomonadida, Hexamitidae. The transcript has a single exon. Gene Ontology annotation, cellular component: lysosome. Gene Ontology annotation, molecular function: cysteine-type endopeptidase activity. The record is from RefSeq and is a predicted model, not a curated record. Bases 1 to 831 code for a protein of 276 amino acids.
AUGGCCCUUCUUGCAGCUAUUUUGUUAGAAAGCUCUCUCAAGUGGACUCCUUCAGUCAUUCCCUUAGAUCCCUCAUCCCUGCCUUAUGAGCAUAGGGGCAUAUGGCCUUUGACCGAUGUUCAUCCGGGAAGCACUGCACCCACACAUGCUUCACCAGGACACGGUGCACAAUUCGUUCCGCCCGUCUUUUAUGACUGGCGUGACGGCUUUCCACAAUGCACUACGGAAGCCACUGUUAAGAUCUGUCGUCUCGAGGACGCGUGGGCGUGCUCUGCUGUUUCUGUUCUGGAAGAUAGACUUUGUAUGAAGACUACAAGUGGUAAUUACACAAAGUGGGCCCUCUCAGUGCCAUUUUUGAAGGCGUGUGUUGAUAGCUCAUUGAGGUUCAAUAUUAUGGAGCUCUGGGAUUGGCUUUUGGCCAACGGGGUUGCGACUCUCGAUUGUAUCGGCAACUACUUUGACGACACUUCUUGCCCACUUGCUUGUAGCGAUGGCUAUGCGCUCCGAAAGACGAGCAUUAAAGCAUUUUAUAACAUCGGGCAUCGGAAUCCUCAUAGGAUAAAAGAGGCGCUGGUCACAGAGGGGCCAGUAGCAACAGAAUUUGCUCUCUACGAAGACUUUCUCUACUAUGGCUCCGGUAUAUAUCAUCAUGUUGCAGGUAAGCUCUUGGGAUAUAUGUCAGUUGUUAUCGUUGGUUACGGAGUAGAGUCUGGUACGGACUACUGGAUUCUGCGCGGGUCUUGGGGGCCUGCGUGGGGGGAAAACGGCUAUUUUAGACAUGUGCAACAGUCGGGAAACAUAGAUGAUAACGUUCUCUCAUUCAGAUUGUAA